AUGGCGGAUGCAAUUCUGAGGCGGGAAAUAAAGAGGCUUGUUGAAGAGCAGAAGACUCUUAAUCAACGCCUUCAAAGAAAACCUCCAGCAGCAGCAGCAGCAGCAGCAGCAGCAGCAAGCAAAGGCAGCAAAGGCGGGGCUCAUGGAGAACAAGCAGCAGAUGCUGCAGCAGCAGCAGCAGAAACGGGUUCGCAGAAGCGUCCAGCGGGGGUCGGAGGCCCCGCCUAUGACUUCGCUGGCCCCGAAUUUCAAAUCGCCAAACGCCCCAAGGUUGAGUUAGACCCCAAUUCAGAGAAAAGAAGCAAACGGCUCUUCGGGUUUUUGUCUUCGCAUUUAAACAAAGCCAAACAACAACUCGCAAAAGAAAAAGAAACAGAUUUCGUAAGGGUUUAG
Messenger RNA from Eimeria acervulina, 393 nucleotides. RefSeq names its product pinin/SDK/memA/ domain-containing protein, putative. The record is from RefSeq and is a predicted model, not a curated record. NCBI's taxonomy places the organism in Eukaryota, Apicomplexa, Conoidasida, Eucoccidiorida, Eimeriidae. The coding region runs from base 1 to 393 and encodes 130 amino acids. The transcript has 3 exons.